AGAGUUCUUGAAGUACAAGGAGGUGUGGGUGAUGGAUGAUCUGCCCAAAGAGUUUGACCCCAGGAAGAAAUGGCCCAAAUGUCAAAGCCUGAGUGAGGUCAGAGAUCAGUCUGACUGCGGCUCUUGUUGGGCCUUUGGGUCUGUUGAGGCUAUGACUGACAGAAUCUGCAUCAAAGGAGGAGGAGCUGUCCACAUUUCUGCAGAAGAGGUCAACAGCUGUUGUGACUAUUGUGGUGGUGGAUGCGAUGGUGGUUCCCCUUCAGCUGCCUGGAAUUAUUACGUGAAAUUUGGCGUGGUCAGCGGUGGCCAGUACGGUACCAAACAGGGCUGCCUCCCCUACUCCCUCCCCCACUGUGACCACCAUGUCAAGGGAAAGUAUAAGCCCUGUGGACCCGGUAUGUUUCCCACCCCUAAGUGUACCAAAACCUGUGAGGCUGGAUAUCCCAAGACAUUCCAACAAGACAAACAUUACGGUGCCACCACCUACGGCGUGAGUGGCGUGGAUCAGAUCGCCCAAGAACUCGUGAGUCACGGUCCUGUCACUGCAGCCUUCGAGGUCUAUGAAGAUUUCCCCUCCUACAAGUCUGGCGUCUACAAGCACACCCAUGGUGAGUACCUGGGCGCUCACGCCAUCAAGAUAAUUGGCUACGGUGUGGAGAAUGGACAGGACUACUGGCUGGUCACUAACUCCUGGAACGAGGACUGGGGAGAUAAGGGAUACUUCAAGAUCGCCAAAGGCACCGACGAAUGUGGUAUCGAGGACAGCGUCGUAACCGGCCUGCCUAAACUGUGAAUAACGCCCAAGUUCUUCAACCAACACUACUGCAUUCUUCACUUUUAUAUUAAUAUAGCGACGGUAUUUUACAGUAAUAUUAAAACUGUUUAAUAAAGCUAUGAAAAACAUCGAGGUUCUACCAAAAAUCUAGUUCUUAUAUUAUCGUGAUUGUGUUUUACAGUAAAAGUGGAAUAGUUUAAUAUACAAAUAAGCCAACUGUACUUUGAUACUUGUAUGUUUACUCUGUGUUUAUAUGAAUAACGUCGAAAUCUACCACCAACGUUAUCGUAUUCUUAAUCCUUAUCAUAGCUACAGUGCUUUACAAUGCUACUGAAACCGUUUAAGAAGCUGUGAAUAAAAAUGAGGCUCUACCACAAACCUAGUUUUUAUGUUACAGCGAUGGUGUUUUAUAAUAUAAAACAACAACUGUACAUUGAUAGUUAGUUGUAUGUCCAGUCUGUCUGUUUUUUGUGUUGUUUCUCAAGAUAUGCCGGUCUCCUCUGUUUUCCAACAACUGUUUGCGAACUUGUCAAACUGUGGGAUCUCUACAAAAAGUCUGAAUGUAAUGCAGCGUGGUGAAAUCCGGCGCUCUUCAAAAUAAUAAAAUCAGAGAAAUCGGCCCUUUUCCGACGGUUUUACAGUUUUAUUUUCAAAUUGUUGUUUUUUGGUUCAAUACCUUUUACAUCGAUUAAAAAACACAUAUCGUUGACGAUUUCAGUGAAAAUAAAGUUGAUAAAAGUCUCAAAAUCUAAA
Molecule: messenger RNA, 1528 nt
Organism: Aplysia californica (California sea hare)
Lineage: Eukaryota; Metazoa; Mollusca; Gastropoda; Aplysiida; Aplysiidae
Product: cathepsin B-like cysteine proteinase
Cellular component (GO): lysosome
Molecular function (GO): cysteine-type endopeptidase activity
Source: RefSeq, a predicted model, not a curated record